This is a messenger RNA of Hippopotamus amphibius kiboko, 960 nucleotides long. Its product is annotated as olfactory receptor 1038. Gene Ontology annotation, molecular function: olfactory receptor activity; odorant binding; G protein-coupled receptor activity. Lineage: Eukaryota; Metazoa; Chordata; Mammalia; Artiodactyla; Hippopotamidae. Gene Ontology annotation, biological process: sensory perception of smell; G protein-coupled receptor signaling pathway. The transcript has a single exon. The record is from RefSeq and is a predicted model, not a curated record. The coding region runs from base 1 to 960 and encodes 319 amino acids. Gene Ontology annotation, cellular component: membrane.
AUGGCUGAAGUUAAUAGUACUUUUGUCACUGAAUUUAUCCUCAAGGGAAUUACAGGCCGACCAGAGCUUCAGGCCCCAUGCUUUGUGGUGUUUCUGCUCAUCUAUCUGGUCACAGUGCUGGGCAACCUUGGGUUGAUAAUCUUAAUCAGAAUGGAUACUCGACUCCACAUGCCUAUGUACUAUUUCCUCAGUCACUUGGCCUUUGUUGACCUUUGCUACUCCUCUGCUAUCACACCAAAGAUGAUGGUGAGUUUUGUUGUGGAACACAACACCAUUCCUUUCCAUGCUUGUGCAACACAACUGGGCUGUUUUCUCACCUUCAUGAUCACAGAGUGCUUCCUCUUAGCUUCCAUGGCCUAUGAUCGCUAUGCAGCCAUCUGCAGUCCCCUGCGUUAUUCCACACUGAUGUCAAGAAGAGUCUGCAUUCACUUAGUAGCAGUUCCAUACAUAUACAGCUUUCUGGUUGCCCUAUUCCAUACCAUUAUCACCUUCCAUCUAACUUACUGUGGCCCCAAUGUCAUUAACCAUUUCUACUGUGACGACCUCCCUCUCUUGGCCCUGUCGUGCUCAGACACACGCAUGAAGGAAAUUCUGAUCUUCGCCUUUGCUGGUUUUGAUAUGAUCUGUUCCUCUUCCAUUGUCCUCACCUCCUACCUCUUCAUCAUUGCCGCCAUCCUAAGGAUCCGCUCUCCCCAGGGGCGACACAAGGCCAUGUCUACCUGUGGCUCCCACAUGGUGGCUGUUACUAUUUUCUAUGGCACGUUGAUCUUUAUGUACCUGCAGCCCAAAUCGAACCACUCCCUGGACACAGACAAAAUGGCCUCUGUGUUUUACACAGUGGUGGUCCCCAUGUUGAACCCACUAAUCUACAGUCUGAGAAACAAAGAGGUGAAAGAUGCCUCCCAGAGAGCCUUGGAAAAAGGGUGUGAAACUUUAAAGAUGUUGAAAUUAAGAAAAUAA